UCGUGCCGUAUUUUAAGACAGAGCCAGGCCUGCCGCAGAUUCACCUGGAAGGCAACCGCCUUGUUCUCACUUGCCUCGCUGAAGGGAGCUGGCCUUUGGAGUUCAAGUGGAUGCACAAUGACAGUGAGCUCACCACCUACAGCAGCGAAUAUAAGUACAUCAUCCCGUCCUUACAGAGGCUUGACGCUGGGUUUUACCGCUGUGUGGUGCGAAACAGGAUGGGAGCUCUCUUGCAGAGAAGAUCAGAAGUUCAAGUCGCAUAUAUGGGAAAUUUCAUGGAUACGGACCAGAGGAAAACGGUUUCUCAAGGACACGCAGCAGUUCUCGACUUCCUUCCCAUCAGCAGCUGCCCCAGACCGCAGGUGACGUGGUUUAGAGAAGGGCACAAGAUCGUCCCCAGCAGCAGAAUAGCCAUCACACUGGAAAAUCAACUGGUGAUCCUUGCAGCGACAGCGGGUGAUGCCAGGGUUUACUACGCGCAGGCCGUCAACGAACGCAACGGAGACAGCAAGACCAGCCCGCUCGUUCACCUGAGCGUAGCAGGAGAUGCUGGCGCCCCCGAAGCCGUGGCUCCCGUCAUUGUGAUCCCCCCAGGCAACAGAAGUGUGGUGGCCGGGUCCAGCGAGAUCACCUUGGAAUGCGUGGCCAACGCCAGGCCUGUUGAGUUGCUGAGCGUGAACUGGAAGAGAAACGGGGUGAGGGUCACCAGUGGGCUCCACGGCUUUGGGAGACGUCUCACCAUCAGCAACCCGACGUCCGCGGACACCGGGGCGUACGUCUGCGAGGCGACACUGACGGGAAGCACUUUCGAACCAGCCACGGCGAAAGCCUUUCUUUCUAUCAUAGAGCCACCGUAUUUUACCGCCGAGCCCGAGCGUCGGAUUUUAGUGGACGUGGAAGAAACCGUGGACAUCGCCUGUCGAGCAAUGGGGGUCCCUCUGCCCACUCUCCAGUGGUACAAGGAUGCCGUCUCCAUCGGCAAGCUCCACAAUCCUCGAUACAAGAUGCUUGCGAGCGGAGGCCUGCGCAUCCAGCAUCUGCGUCCAGAGGACUCCGGAAUCUUCCAGUGCUUUGCCAGUAACGAAGGAGGGGAGAUCCAGACCUACACGUACCUGGACGUCACCAAUGUCGCCCCGGCGUUCACACAGCUGCCAGUGGACACCACGGUCACCGACGGGAUGACAGCCACUCUGAGGUGCGAGGUGUCCGGGGCGCCCAAGCCCGCCAUCACGUGGAGGAGAGGAAAACAUAUUUUGGCCAGUGGCUCUGUGCGCAUUCCUAGGUUUAUGCUUCUGGAAUCCGGGGGUCUGCAGAUAACCCCCGUCUUCAUCCAGGAUGCUGGCAACUACACCUGCUAUGCCACCAACACGGAGGGGUCCCUGAGCGCGUCUGCAGCACUGACUGUGUGGAAUCGUACGUCCAUCGUUAACCCUCCCGAGGACCGCGUGGUGAUUAAGGGGACCACGGCCACUCUGCACUGCGGAGCCACUCAUGACCCCCGGAUCACUCUCCGCUACGUGUGGAAGAAGGACAAUGCAGUCAUCACCCCAUCUGGCAGUUCCAGGAUCGUGGUGGAGAAGGACGGGUCCCUUGUCAUUAGCCAGACGUGGUCGGGUGACAUCGGAGACUACACCUGUGAAAUCCUCUCGGAAGGGGGGAAUGACUCCAGGACGGCCCGGCUGGAGGUGAUUGAACUGCCUCAUUCACCUCAGAACCUCCUGGCCAGCCUGAACUCUUCCCACAGCCACGCCGUGACGCUCUCGUGGGUUCGACCCUUUGACGGAAACAGCCCAGUCCUCUAUUACAUCGUGGAGCUGUCUGAAAACAACUCUCCGUGGAAAGUGCAUCUGUCAAACGUCGGCCCCGAGAUGACAGGCGUCACCGUGCGCGGCCUGACUCCAGCUCGCACCUAUCAGUUCAGGGUGUGUGCCGUGAAUCAAGUGGGCAAGGGUCAGUACAGCGCAGAGACGAGCAGGUUGGUGUUACCCGAAGAGCCGCCCAGCGCUCCCCCGAAGAAUAUCGUGGCCAGCGGGCGUACCAAUCAGUCCAUCAUGGUCCAGUGGCAGCCGCCCCCAGAGACGGAGCACAACGGGGUGCUGCGCGGGUACAUCCUCAGGUACCGCCUGGCCGGCCUGCCCGGGGAGCACCAGCAGCGGAACAUCACCAGCCCGGAGGUCAACUACUGCCUGGUGACCGAGCUGAUCAUCUGGACCCAGUAUGAAAUCCAGGUGGCAGCUUACAACGGGGCGGGCCUGGGAGUCUUCAGCAGGGCCGUGACUGAGUACACCCUACAAGGAGUGCCUACCGCACCCCCCCAGAAUGUGCAGACGGACGCCGUGAAUUCCACAACCAUCCAGUUCCUGUGGAACCCUCCACCUCAGCAGUUCAUCAAUGGCAUCAACCAGGGAUACAAGCUUCUGGCAUGGCCCGCAGAGAUCCCGGAGGCCAUCACUGUGGUCACCAUUGCACCAGAUUUCCAUGGAGCCCACCAUGGGUAUAUAACGAACCUGAAGAAGUUCACUGCCUACUUCACGUCAGUCCUGUGUUUCACCACUCCGGGGGACGGGCCUCCAAGCACGCCUCAGCUCGUACGGACUCAUGAGGACAAACCAGGAGCUGUGGGACAUCUGAGUUUCACGGAGAUUCUGGACACAUCCCUCAAGGUCAGCUGGCAGGAGCCUCUGGAAAAAAAUGGCAUUAUUACAGGCUACCAGGUCUCCUGGGAGGUAUACGGCAGGAACGGCUCCCGGCUCACCCACACCCUCAACAGCACGACUCGUGAAUACAAAAUUCAAGGACUGUCCUCGCUCACCACCUACACCAUCGACGUGGCUGCCGUCACCGCGGCGGGGGCCGGCCUGGCGACCUCGUCCACCAUUUCUUCCGGAGUGCCGCCAGAGCUCCCUGGUGCCCCGUCCAACCUGGUCAUUUCCAACAUCAGCCCCCGCUCAGCCACACUUCAGUUCCGCCCCGGCUACGACGGGAAGACAUCCAUCUCCAGGUGGAUCGUAGAGGGACAGGUUGGAGCCAUCGGAGAGGAGGAGGAGUGGGUCAGCCUCUACGAGGAGGAGAAUGAGCCUGACGCCCAGACGCUGGAGAUCCCAAACCUCACACCCUACACUCAUUACAGAUUUCGAAUGAGGCAGGUGAACAUCGUCGGUGCCAGCCCCUUCAGCCUGUCCUCCCGGGUCAUCCAGACCCUGCAGGCGCCCCCGGACGUGGCUCCGACCAGCAUCACCGUGCGGACUGCUAGUGAGACCAGCCUGCGGCUCCGCUGGGUGCCCCUGCCCGAUUCCCAGUACAACGGGAACCCCGAGUCGGUGGGCUACAGGAUUAAGUACUGGCGCCCCGACCUCCGGCCCCAGGCACUGGCACAGGUCAUCAACGACCGGCUGGAGAGGGAGUUCACCAUCGAGGGGCUGGAGGAGUGGACGGAGUACGAGCUCCAGAUGCAGGCGUUCAACGCCAUCGGCGCCGGGCCCUGGAGCGAGGCGGUGCGGGGCCGCACGCGCGAGUCAGUUCCUUCAGCCGCGCCUGAAAAUGUGUCCGCCGAGGCUGUGAGCUCGACCCAGAUUUUACUGACAUGGGCUUCGGUACCAGAACAGGACCAGAACGGGCUCAUCCUGGGCUACAAGAUCCUGUUCCGGGCCAAAGAGCUGGAUCCCGAGCCCCGCAGCCACGUCGUGCGCGGGAACCACACGCAGUCGGCGCUGCUGACGGGUCUCCGGAAGUUUGUGCUGUACGAGCUCCAGGUGCUGGCGUUCACCCGCAUCGGGAACGGAGUCCCCAGCUCUCCCCUCCUCCUGGAGCGGACCAAGGAUGACGCCCCAGGCCCACCCGUGAGGCUCGUGUUUCCUGAAGUGAGACUCACGUCCGUGCGGAUCGUGUGGCAGCCGCCGGAGGAGCCCAACGGCAUCAUCCUGGGCUACCAGAUCGCCUACCGCCUGGCCAGCAGCAGCCCCAACACGUUCACCACGGUGGAGGUGGGCGCCACGGUGAGGCAGUUCACGGCCACGGAGCUGGCCCCAGAGUCGGCCUACAUCUUUCGGCUGUCGGCCAAGACGAGGCAGGGCUGGGGGGAGCCGCUGGAGGCCACCGUCAUCACCACUGAGAAGAGAGAGCGGCCGGCGCCCCCCAGAGAGCUCCUGGUGCCCCAGGCAGAAGUGACGGCUCGCAGCCUCCGGCUCCAGUGGGUCCCGGGCAGCGACGGGGCCUCCCCCAUCCGCUAUUUCACCGUGCAGGUGCGAGAGCUGCCGGGGGGAGAGUGGCACACGUACUCCUCGUCCAUCAGCCACGAGGCCACGGCCUGUGCUGUCGAAAGGCUGAGGCCCUUCACCUCCUACAAGCUGCGCCUGAAAGCCACCAAUGACAUCGGGGACAGUGACUUCAGUGCGGAGACGGACGCCGUCACCACGCUGCAAGACGUUCCAGGAGAGCCUCCCAGUUCCGUCUCGGUGACACCGCACACGACCUCCUCCGUUCUGAUCCAGUGGCAGCCUCCGAGAGACGAGAGCCUGAACGGCCUCCUCCAGGGAUACCGGAUCUACUACCGGGAGCUGGAGUCCGAGGCCUCCUCAGCCACGGCCUCCAAGACGCUCAAAACGCCCUCGGCUCUACGGGCCGAGCUCACAGAUCUGAAGAAAUACCGGCGCUAUGAGGUCGUCCUGACGGCCUACAACAUCAUCGGCGAGAGCCCGGCCAGCGCACCCGUCGAGGUCUUUGUCGGCGAGGCCGCCCCGGCCAUGGCCCCGCAGAACAUCCAGGUGACCCCGCUCACGGCCAGCCAGCUGGAGGUCACGUGGGAGCCGCCACCACCGGAGAGCCAGAACGGGAACAUCCAGGGCUACAAGGUUUACUACUGGGAGGCAGACAGCCAGAACCAAACAGAGAAGAUGAAGGUCCUGUUCCUGCCGGAGACCGUGCUGAAACUGAAGAACCUGACCGGUCACACCCCUUACCGGGUCAGCAUCUCGGCCUUCAACGCGGCUGGAGACGGGCCCCGGAGUGACCCCAGGCAGGGGCGCACCCACCAGGCCGCUCCGGGGACCCCCAGCUUUUUGGCGUUCUCAGAAAUAACCUCUACCACGCUUAACGUCUCGUGGGGCGAGCCGGUGGCAGCCAAUGGCAUCCUGCAGGGCUACCGAGUGGUCUACGAGCCCUUAGCGCCCGUGCAAGGGGUGAGCAAGGUGGUGACGGUGGACGUGAAAGGGAACUGGCAGCGCUGGCUGAAGGUCCGGGAUCUCACCAAAGGAGCGACCUACUUCUUCCGUGUACAAGCGCGGACCAUCGCCUAUGGCCCCGAGCUGCAAGCGAACGUCACGGCCGGGCCCGCCGAGGGCUCCCCGGGGUCCCCCAGAGAUGUCUCGGUCAGCAAGUCCGCCUCUGAGCUGACCCUGCAGUGGACGGAGGGAAGCGUGGGCAGGACUCCCACCACGGGCUACGUCAUCGAGGUCAGGCCCUCAGAUGAAGGCCUGUGGGACAUGUUUGCGAAGGACAUCCCCCGGAGUGCCACCUCCUACACCGUCAGCCUGGACAAGCUCAGGCAGGGAGUGACGUACGAGUUCCGAGUGGUGGCCGUGAACCAGGCGGGCUACGGGGAGCCCAGCAGCCCCUCUACAGCCGUGUCAGCGCAAGUGGAGACCCCGUUCUACGGGGAGUGGUGGUUCCUCCUGGUGAUGGCGCUGUCCAGCCUGAUCGUCCUGCUGCUGGUGGUGUUUGCUCUGGUCUUGCACGGGCAGAACAAGAGAUACAAGAACUGUGGCACAGGGAAGAACAUCUCCAACAUGGAGGAGACCGUGACCCUGGACAAUGGAGGGUUUGCCGCCUUGGAGCUCAACAGCCGCCACCUCAAUGUCAAGAACACCUUCUCAAAGAAGAACGGGACCAGGUCCCCACCCCGGCCCAGCCCCGGCGGGCUGCACUACUCAGACGAGGACAUCUGCAACAAAUACAACAGCGCCGUGCUGACCGAGAGCACAAACCUCAAGGAGAAGUCUGUGGACGCUUCGGAAUCUGAGGGCACCGACUCCGAAUCUGAGGACACGCCCCCCCAGCACUCCUUCGUCAACCACUACAUGAGCGACCCCACCUACUACAACUCGUGGAAGCGGCGAGCCCCGGGCGGGCGCGCCCCGCACAGGUACGAGGCGGUGGCGGGCGGCGAGGCGGGGCCGCACCUGCACACGGUGGUCACCACACAAAGCGCCGUGUUCGCGCCCGCGGGCCCCGGCGCCCGGACUCCGCUCACCGGCUUCUCCUCCUUCGUGUGACGGCCGCGGCGGGGCCUCCGCGCACCUUCCAGCCUCCUUUUGUUAAGACAAUCAACUCCAGUAACUGAGCUCAAGCUUUUGUUCAAACAAGAAUUCUGAUAAGUGAUGAUUUUACCUACUUGUGAACACUAGAUUUCAAUUAGAAAGGUUUUUUUAACGGCUUUUUGUAACAUCGCUGCAGGAAGCGGGUUUCUUUGUUUUCUUUUCUUUUUACGAGAAGGUGUAUUUCAGUGGUGCGGUGGCGAGGGGACCCCAGACCCCCCCCCCCAGUCCUGGGUGUCUCCAUCCCACGCCAAGUAGGGAGGCUGCGGGGGGAGGGGGGCAGGAGGAGCGGGGGUCAAGUGCGAUGUCCGCCCACGUCCAGGCCACUCCUUCCUCUUCUCUACCUCCUGUGCCUCCGGAGAACCAGCCUGCUCCCGCCCGCUCCUGGCCUCUGCGGAGCGAAGUGUGUGCCCCGGGGCUGAGCGCUUCUCGGCCCGACCCCAUCCAUCUCUGAAAUAUUCUCACUCCGCAGUUUGUAGGCAAGGAAUCGGCUUUCAGGUUCCUGGCGAGGGGGCAAGAGACUCCGAGGGGGGGGUCCUCUGGCCGGCUGACGGCUCAGCGGUCGCACCUUGCAUCAUUCCAGUGGUGAAAUCCCCCCCCCCCCCCCGGGGCUUUUCUCUUCCUUACUUUGCCUGAAGCCAACGGCGCAGAGCAGGGACCCACCCCCAGGGCUGCGAGUGGGCGCGGGCCCUCCCUUCUCGAGCGUGUCCUUCCCGUGAACAGCACACGGCCCACCCCGCGAACCCAGAGAGAGCGAGACGGCGCUUUCAGAAUUGCUUGUGGUGUAAGAGGCGUGCGUUGUUAACCAGAGGAUUUUUUAAAUCUUUUUAUCUUUUUUUAAACUAUGUCACAUGAAAUGAAUGAGUCUCUGCUGUCUCCAGGUGCCUUUUUAUUAAUUGUUUAGCUUUGUACAUGAGAAAGACGGAAAGCGUCGGUGUCUCCAAAUAAAGCGAAACAGCUCUGAGAAAGUGGGGCCCCGAAUUGCCUCCUCCCCGCCAGGCCUCCCGCGAACGCGGCCCCCCCCCCCGGUCUCCUUGUCCCGCCCGCUGCCCAGCCCAGCUUUCAGCCUUAACAGGUUUUCUGGAAACUAUUUUUUCCCCCCUUUGCUACUUUAGUUUUCAUCUUUUAGCUACGUGAGAAUAGCAUGAACUACUUUGAAAUUUCGAGAGCCCGAAGUGUAGCUGUGACUCCAGCCAUCCCAUUAUUCUUCCAAGAGGUGGCCGAGGUGACUGAGGAGCCGGCAGCCAACCCCCCAGGCCAGAGCCGAGGUCCAGGUGUAACCGGCGGGCGCCCAGAGCUCCUGGAGGGCCCCGCGUCCCCACCUCGCUAGCAGGAGGGUGGCCGUGACAAUGCGCAGCCACCCUGUCGACACCCCCAAGGAGCAGGGGUGACCUGUGACCUGCCAGUGCCCUGACGGUAGGGGAGCCGGUCCUGUGGCCCCAUAUAGAGCGUGUGGUAUCUCCUCGGCUCUAGUCCGUCUACACUUCCGUCGGGCCCUCUGCUUUCCCAGCGGCCGCCUGUGGCCCCCGGAGGCUAAGGAGAGUUUUGUGUUGGGUGAAAAGCCCCUUUUCAGUUUUUCCAACAGUUGACGGUGUGGAAAGGUUCCUCUCUCUCUCCUCUCCUCUCCUCUCCUUUUCCUUCCCUCCCUUCCUUCUCUCCUUCCUGCCUUCUUUUUCUGAGCGGAGGCAGAAAUAUUCUAAACCAAAAAUCCUAGAUGCUCUGCCCAAAGCCACUUGUGCGUGAGAAUCACCCCCAACAGUUCACCGGACAGGACGCACCUCGGGGCCCCAAGCCCGGCUCCGUCCUCUCGGCCCCAGGACGGCCGGCGAGGGGGCAGGAACCCGCGCGAGGCGACAGGCUGCAAGCUGAACUUCUUGGAAGACAGAUGCCUGGUGGAGAACACGGACAAACUGCCUUCUGUGCACUUCGAGCUCUAAGCCAUACGGACUUCGCUUUAAAAUAUGGGGGAAAGUGUUGUCACGUCUCAGAAUGAGGACCCUUUGGUUGGAGGUGUGUUCUUUGCUUUGGGGUUUUUGCGACAACAUGAAGCUUCUUUUCAGGUUCAUUAUAUUUCCUGUACUUUCUCUUUCUCUGCUUUGACUGAACUUUUUGUGUAUGGGAUCGUCUGUCUGAGGCUCUGCUGGCACCGUGGCUGCUGACGGACUGUUAGCACCUGCCCCCCCCCCCCGCCCCCCGCCCUGUCCCUCGGGGGCCCUGGCCCAUGAGAGACACCUGCACCAAAGCAACAGACUGGGCGUCCGCAGUUGGGUUUCAGCCUCCCCAGGCAGUGUGGGCAUCCACGAGCAUCAGUCCCCAGCCUCUCACCUUGUAAGGAGAAAAACAGACACCACACCAUAGGAGAAUAGGUAUUGAUUGGAUUUUAAUCUCCGUCCAAGAACAGAACGAGCAACGUUUCUCCAGCCACGACCAGACGAAAUGUCCUCAUCUCGCCUUCUUCUGUAGUGACGUCAUUCGGGUGCCUUACGGUGAGCAGUGGCCGAGCCCCCCCCCCCCCCCGUGCACUCCCUCAUCGCUCACCGGGCAGGUCGUUGGGCGAUGAGCUGACCUUCCCGUGUGAGGGUGAGCCAGCAAAGCGGCCAGGCGGGGCCGGGCUCUGUCAGAGCUGGAGGGACGGGACGGGCUGGCCCUCUCCGCUCGGGCACCAGGGCACGGGUUUCCAGGCAGGCGAGCGGCGGGGGUGGCUGCGGGCGGUCCCCGCACCCAACGGGCAUUAAGCACAUCAGCAAGGCCUCACGCACCCCUUCCUGAAUAAAUUGGCCCAGAGCGAACCCUGUCCUGCCCCAGCCUUGCCUUCCGUUUCACUCACCGCCGUGCUUGUAAGGCGUACUCGAUUCAGCGUCGUAGCAGAGGACGGUGUGACGUAGGGCAACGUGGGGGCGCGUCCCCCGCGCCGCGAGCGACGGCGGAGGCCCUCGGCCAGGGAAUCCGUCCAGGUCGCGGGGAGGAAGGGUCGCGCGCACGCUGUAAACUUCUUUUGAUGCUGUGCUUGUAUUUGACCACGACUGGGCUGAAGCAUGGUGUUUGCGUAACGGAUCAUAGCAUGGUCUCUAGUUUUUACGAAUUCUCGGCACACGGUAUAGUCGUUCUCCCAAUGAGCAAUCCACCCGCGUAUCCAAAUCUGGCUCUCUUGAACUCGGCAUCCCAGUAGCCUGGAUCCGGUCCGGAAGGCGGGAACACCGCAGCAACCCGUGACCCGAGCUAGUCUGCUGAGGCUCUUCUCCAUUCCUCUCAGCGUCGUCUUCCGGUUUAUCGAGAGCUUAGGUCAGUCCUGAAGUUUUCCCGGCAAUGUUUUCUGGAGUUGUGCAGAAUCCCAGAUCUCAUUUGGAAAAAAAAAAAAAAAA
Molecule: messenger RNA, 9673 nt
Organism: Herpailurus yagouaroundi (jaguarundi)
Lineage: Eukaryota; Metazoa; Chordata; Mammalia; Carnivora; Felidae
Gene: SDK1
Product: sidekick cell adhesion molecule 1
Exons: 43
Coding region: 111-6269 (2052 amino acids)
Biological process (GO): cell-cell adhesion
Molecular function (GO): protein binding
Source: RefSeq, a predicted model, not a curated record